UUAUAAAUACGAAGAGAGGUGUAGAGCAGUAGUAGUUACUUAUAGUGUAAGGUCCAACCAAAGAAAAGAAACCCAAACUUCAAACACACUCUUUGCAUUUCUCCGAACACAUGACUCGUCCCUUCAGAUAUUUAGGCGAGCGCAACUCGUCCAACGACUCCGCCGUUGUCGACUCCGACUUCGUCGUCGUCCUCGCCGCCCUCCUCUGCGCACUCAUCUGCGUCCUCGGCCUCGUCGCCGUCGCGCGCUGCGGCUGUCUCCGCCGCCUCCGCCUCUCCUCUGCCCCCACUCCCCAGCCUCCUCCCGCUGCCGCCAACAAAGGCGUCAAGAAAAAGGUCCUCCGCUCCCUCCCCAAGCUCACCGCCACAGCCGAAUCCGCAGGUAAGUUCGCCGAUUGCGCGAUCUGCCUCUCGGAGUUCGCCGCCGGAGACGAAAUCCGAGUGCUGCCUCAGUGCGGACAUGGAUUCCAUGUUAGCUGUAUCGACGCCUGGCUCAGAUCGCACUCCUCGUGUCCAUCGUGCCGUCAGAUUCUGGUGGUUACUCGGUGCGACAAGUGCGGCGGGAUCCCGGCUCCGUCGAGCUCCAGCUCCGCGCCCCCGCCGCAGUCGGAAUCCGAGGCCAGAUUCAAGGUAAGGGAGGAUAACGGCAAUAGGUUCUUGCCUUAGGUUAAUCAUAUUAACUCUAAAUUCAUGAAUCCUUUUCUUUUAAAAUAUAUAUGUAAUAUAUAUGGCCUAUAUAGUAUGUAUAAUGUAUAAUAUGAACUAGUUGCUCGUGUGUAGUAUAGUGUCAGUUAGGAAUUAGUUAAUUAGUUUCAGAUUGAUAUGGUUAGUGCUGUAAUUAUCAGUUGUAUUAUUCCAUUUGUGCGCUCUCAGGGCAAUGGUGUGAUAUCUUAUUCUCUGCAACCUGCAUCAGUUUAGUUGAA
This is a messenger RNA of Vigna angularis (adzuki bean), 922 nucleotides long. Its product is annotated as RING-H2 finger protein ATL80. The transcript has a single exon. Bases 111 to 665 code for a protein of 184 amino acids. NCBI's taxonomy places the organism in Eukaryota, Viridiplantae, Streptophyta, Magnoliopsida, Fabales, Fabaceae. The record is from RefSeq and is a predicted model, not a curated record.